Messenger RNA from Penicillium bovifimosum, 423 nucleotides. RefSeq lists its product as uncharacterized. Gene Ontology annotation, cellular component: cytosol; mitochondrion. Bases 1 to 423 code for a protein of 140 amino acids. The record is from RefSeq and is a predicted model, not a curated record. NCBI's taxonomy places the organism in Eukaryota, Fungi, Ascomycota, Eurotiomycetes, Eurotiales, Aspergillaceae. Gene Ontology annotation, molecular function: deaminase activity. The transcript has 3 exons.
AUGUCCAAACCAACACGUACCGCCGUCAGCACCAAGGGCGCACCGCUCCCACCCCCAUUCCUCUCCCAAGGGUUGGUCGUCGGGGACGUGGUCUACUGCUCCGGCCAGUUGGGCGCAGACCCAACCACCGGUGAAAUGGUGAAGGGGAGCAUUCAGGACCGAACACGACAAAUCCUACAGAACCUCAAUGCCGUCCUGGAGGCUGGCGGAUCUAGUCUCCGCGACGCAAUCAAGAUCAACAUCUUCCUCACCGACAUGGCUGAUUUCCCGGCUGUGAACGAAAUCUACGACACUUUCUUCUCGGACCCAAAGCCGGUGCGUACUUGCAUCUGUGUCAAGUCUCUGCCCAAGGGAACCGACGUUGAGAUCGAGGCUUCUGGUUUGGUCACGAAGAGUGGAAAUGGACGCAGUUCUAGACUCUAG